CAUAGAACGUGAGAGUGCACUAAACCUUGAACUGCAAGAAACAAAAUGAAUGCAAAAAGCAGCUUGAUACCAACAACAAGCACCCAGAAAGGUCCUGCAACCAUGACAGGGAAAACAUUAUCCGGUGUUGGAAACCUCAUAAAGCUUCUUCCAACAGGCACUGUUUUUCUCUUUCAGUUCCUAAUCCCUGUCGUCACAAACAGUGGACACUGCACAACCUUGAACAAAUACUUAACCGGCGCUCUCCUCGUCAUUUGUGCCUUUAACUGUGCCUUCGCUUCCUUCACCGACAGUUACACCGGCACCGACGGCGAGAGGCAUUACGGCGUUGUCACGGCCAAGGGACUGUGGCCCUCUCCGGCGUCGGAGUCCGCUGACUUGUCGGCGUAUAAGCUCCGGUUUGGGGACUUCGUGCAUGCUUCUCUUUCGUUGGUUGUGUUUGCUGUGUUGGGGUUACUUGACACCAACACUGUGCAUUGUUACUACCCGGGAUUUGAGUCUGGUGAGAAAAUUCUGUUGCAGGUGUUGCCACCGGUUAUUGGGGCGGUUGCAAGUGCUGCUUUUGUGAUAUUCCCUAAUAACCGCCAUGGAAUUGGGUACCCUACUAGCGCUGAUUCUAAUGAUCCUACCCAAAAGUCCCAAACAUAAUCUCGUGUUUCAUGUAUAUUGUUGCAUACACCAACUUGCUCUAU
Messenger RNA from Abrus precatorius (Indian licorice), 692 nucleotides. RefSeq names its product protein DMP2-like. The record is from RefSeq and is a predicted model, not a curated record. Gene Ontology annotation, biological process: endomembrane system organization. The transcript has a single exon. The coding region runs from base 46 to 648 and encodes 200 amino acids. NCBI's taxonomy places the organism in Eukaryota, Viridiplantae, Streptophyta, Magnoliopsida, Fabales, Fabaceae.